Adineta steineri is the source of this 1671-nucleotide messenger RNA. The record is from the annotation of a GenBank genome assembly. Lineage: Eukaryota; Metazoa; Rotifera; Eurotatoria; Adinetida; Adinetidae.
AUGCCUUGUGUACAAUUUCUACUUGAUCAAUUUCCAGUUGAACUUAUUUUCAAUGUUUUUACUUAUUUAACUGCCAAUGAAAUUAUUCAUUCAUUUUAUAAUUUCAGUCGAUAUUUAAGACAAUGUAUAAGAAGUUAUGAACAGUAUAAAAUAAACUUUAAAUCAGUAGGUAAAUAUGAAUUUGAUCAAAUAUGUAAAAUACUUCGUCCUGAUCAAAUUAUGGCAUUGACAUUAUCGGAUGAUGAAGAAACACCUGGUCAGAUGGCUCUUUUUUUUACUCGUUUUCCAACAUUUGAACAGAGUUUUACUCGACUUGAAUAUCUUCGUAUACGAAAUUUUGAAGAAUUUCCUGAUUUAUCUCAAAUGGAACGUCUUCAUACUCUUACAAUUGAUAUUAUACGUAGACCAUCUUAUUCUUUUCAAUAUGUUCAAAUACAACAAUAUGAUAGUAAAUUUGCUAAAAUUUUUUGUCUUCGUACUUUACAUACUCUUAUUAUAAAUAAAGAGUCAUCAAAUAUCGGUUUUACUUUUAAAACUUUACCGAUUGCUGAAAAUCUUCAAGAAUUUAAAAUGGAUUUAAGAUCAAUAGAUAAUCUUCCAUUUAUUUUAAAACGUAUACCAAAUAUACAAAAACUUACUAUCAGUUUAAACAUAUCAUCUUAUGAUAAUGAUUUUACUACGAAAUUUGAUAUACCUCAUUCAUUAACACAUUUAACUAUUAAAGUUAGUUAUGGUCAUCGACAUGAAAUAAAACAAAUUAUUGAAUCGUGUUCAAUGUUGAUUUAUUUAAAUAUUCAUAUUGAUCGAAAUCAAGUGGAUAUUCUUCAAUGGAUCGAUAGUGACUGGUGGCAAUCAGUAAUCGAUGAAUUUCUACCUCAAUUGAAGAUUUUUCAUUUAAGAGUUGAUUUCAAUACUUCACCGAACUUGCCCGGAAUAACAGCUCGUCUUGAAAAAUUUCAAACACCAUAUUGGACAAAUAAUGCACAACGACAUCGAUCAUUUACUAUUGGUGUAAUGCCAUUUGAUAUGUUAUCUAAUGAUUUUAAACAAGAAAUUAUAUCAAAUAAAAGUAUAUCCAUCAAUUUACCCUAUAAUGAAUUAUCUAUUCUUCCACAAAAUCGUAUUUCUAAUGUUGAAAUAUUGGAAUUAGAACAUGCUACUUCAACUAGUGAAUGUUACACAAUGUCAGAUUUAUUCGAAGUUGAAAGAUAUAUCAAUAAUUUAUCGACUCUUGUACAUUUAAAAUUAGAUGUUACAUGUACUAUUACACCUUCUAUAUUAAGUCAACUUGUUAACAUUGCACCUCAUCUUACUCGUUUGACUAUAUCAUCGUUCGAUAAUCAUCUUCAUCCGAUGAUGAAUUUCGAGUAUCCACAAAUACGAUGGCUCGAUAUGAAAUGUGAAUAUUUGCCUAGAAAAGUUCGAGAAAAAUUUUGCUCAUCAUUUUCUUGUCUUGAACAUUUACUUAAUUGUUACGUUUAUAAUGAAGAAGAUUUUGAAGUACUUAUUGAAAAUCUUAAACAUCUACAAAAUAUUACCGUUCAUAUUCAUUCAUAUUAUUUCGAUAGUAGUGAUGAAUUUGAUCAAUGGUUAAAAAAACAUACUGAUUUAAAAAAUUUUACGUUUAAAUUAAUAAAUGAACGACAAAUGCAAUUAUGGAUUGCCCAUUAG